Molecule: messenger RNA, 1641 nt
Organism: Arabidopsis lyrata subsp. lyrata
Lineage: Eukaryota; Viridiplantae; Streptophyta; Magnoliopsida; Brassicales; Brassicaceae
Product: probable plastidic glucose transporter 1
Exons: 12
Coding region: 70-1635 (521 amino acids)
Biological process (GO): monosaccharide transmembrane transport
Cellular component (GO): membrane
Molecular function (GO): hexose transmembrane transporter activity
Source: RefSeq, a predicted model, not a curated record
UCGUUUUUCUCUCCUCAUUCGCCUCGCCGACGUAUUUCUCUCUUCCGUCUAGAGUCUAGCUCUCCGAUCAUGUGGGUGACGAAUACCGUAAUUCUACAUCAGCCCAAUUCUCUGACCCGAUUAACCUUUUCUUACCCGACCCGACUCACCCACUCUCGUAAAGUCUCUCCCUUUUCCCGCUUCUUGAGGAAGAAUCGGGUUACGGCACUGUCGACGACGAAGAAACCAGAUGAAGAUCACGAGUUAUCGCCAGAUGAGAAGCUGGAGAAAUUCUCGGCUGAUUUGGGAUGGUUAUCGGCUUUUCCUCAUGUAUCAGUUGCUUCUAUGGCCAAUUUUCUCUUUGGUUAUCACAUUGGAGUGAUGAAUGGGCCCAUCGUGUCUAUUGCGCGUGAACUUGGAUUUGAAGGCAAUUCUAUUCUUGAGGGUCUUGUUGUGAGCAUAUUUAUUGCCGGUGCAUUUAUUGGAAGCAUAGUCUCCGGUCCACUAGUUGACAAGUUUGGCUACCGACGCACCUUUCAGAUUGUCACGAUACCCCUAAUUCUUGGUGCCCUUGUGAGUGCACAAGCUCACUCCUUGGAUGAGAUCUUAUGUGGAAGAUUUCUUGUUGGUCUUGGUAUUGGCGUCAACACGGUUCUUGUUCCUAUUUAUAUAUCCGAGGUUGCUCCGACGAAAUACAGAGGUUCCCUUGGAACUUUAUGUCAAAUUGGCACUUGUCUCGGGAUAAUCUUUUCUCUUCUCUUAGGGAUUCCUGCAGAAGAUGACCCUCAUUGGUGGAGGACAAUGCUCUAUGUAGCGAGUAUGCCUGGUUUUCUUCUUGCACUUGGUAUGCAAUUUGCAGUAGAAAGUCCCCGUUGGCUCUGUAAGGUUGGACAACUGGAUGAUGCCAAGGUAGUGAUCAGAAACAUCUGGGGAGGAUCUGAAAUCGAAAAAGCUGUAGAAGAUUUUCAGUCGGUUAUGAAGAAUAAUGGCUCCAACUUAAAUAGCAGAUGGCUGGAACUCCUUGAUAAACCACAUUCACGAGUUGCAUUCAUUGGGGGCACCCUUUUUGUCCUUCAGCAAUUCGCAGGCAUAAAUGGUGUUCUUUAUUUCUCAUCUAUAACAUUCCAAAAUGUUGGAAUCACGAGUGGUGCUCAAGCAAGUCUAUAUGUUGGAGUCACAAAUUUUGCAGGUGCUCUGUGUGCGUCUUAUUUGAUUGAUAAGCAAGGAAGAAAAAAGCUUCUUAUUGGUAGUUACUUGGGAAUGGCAGUCUCUAUGUUUCUCAUUGUUUAUUCUGUUGGUUUCCCGUUGGAUGAAGAUCUGAGCCAGAGUUUGUCAAUACUUGGAACACUCAUGUAUAUAUUCAGUUUUGCAAUUGGAGCUGGUCCUGUAACUGGUCUCAUCAUCCCUGAGCUAAGUAGCAACAGAACGCGUGGGAAAAUCAUGGGUUUCAGCUUCUCUGUACAUUGGGUCUGCAACUUCUUGGUUGGUUUGUUCUUCCUGGAUCUGGUGGAGAAAUUUGGAGUUGGAACGGUGUAUGCCGGCUUUGGCAGCGUAUCACUGUUGGCAGCGGCGUUCUCAUACCGCUUCAUAGUGGAAACAAAGGGUCGAUCACUAGAAGAGAUUGAAAUGUCUUUGAACUCCAGAGACCUGAGCUAAAAAGGG